ACGAGUUCAGGUUGCCAGAAAACUUGCGAACUGUUCAGGAACUGCACUUCUACGACCCCGGCCCCGGAGUGCACGAACGGAUGAUAAUGCAGCUCGCCUCGGGGCGGAGGAUGGAAGGGUUCGGUAACGCUCCUGGUGACCCUCCUCCUCCCCCGCCUCCUGAAGCUCAUGAAGGACUUGUAGAAGGCCUACCAUCAGGUUCCCGGAAUGUGCGGAUGCUUGAGAAUGCCGACAAUUUACCGCCUGGAUUGAACGAGAGGAUGAUCAGGGCGACGAGCUCCGGGAGGAGGAUGCAAAGGUUUGGAAACGCCCCGGGCGACACGCCUCCCCCUGCGCCUGGGGAGGGAUGGACAGAACAGAAACAGUCUGCGUCGAGCUCGCGCACAGAGCUUCGUCCUGCUCUACAACCCAGGUUCAAGCUAGACUUCCUGACUGGACGCGAAAGGGAGGAGAUGCGGUUGCUGCGGUUGCGCAACCGCGGGGGGAGUGAAACGGAUAGCAGGAUCAGGCAGCUAGGAACUGGCCGUUUGAU
Molecule: messenger RNA, 532 nt
Organism: Dacryopinax primogenitus
Lineage: Eukaryota; Fungi; Basidiomycota; Dacrymycetes; Dacrymycetales; Dacrymycetaceae
Exons: 1
Source: RefSeq, a predicted model, not a curated record